UCAACGCCAAGGGUUGGCUUUUUGCCCAAAAUUUCCCCUCGCGACUCGCGAAUCAGCACCGCAGGUCGCGGAGGCCGCCGGAGCUUCGCCGAGGGAAAGCCGCCGCCGAGGAAGAAGGGGGAUGUCGUACCUGCUGCCGCACCUGCACUCCGGGUGGGCGGUGGACCAGGCCAUCCUCGCCGAGGAGGAGCGCCUCGUCAUCAUCCGCUUCGGCCACGACUGGGACGAGACCUGCAUGCAGAUGGAUGAGGUGUUGGCUGCAGUAGCCGAGACCAUAAAGAACUUUGCUGUCAUCUACCUAGUUGACAUCACCGAGGUUCCGGACUUCAACACCAUGUACGAGCUGUAUGAUCCAUCAACGGUUAUGUUCUUUUUCCGAAACAAGCACAUCAUGAUUGAUCUUGGGACUGGAAACAACAACAAAAUCAACUGGGCCCUGAAGGACAAGCAGGAGUUCAUCGACAUUGUGGAGACUGUCUACAGGGGUGCUCGGAAGGGCCGGGGUCUGGUGAUCGCCCCAAAGGAUUACUCCACCAAAUACCGAUACUGAUUACUGUGGCAUUUGUGUUUGCCCAUUACAGUUUCCAGCCUACCCUGUUUGGUACUCCAAAUGGCAGUACUUAGGCACUUUGCCUAACUAUGUCUUGGGAUUUCAUUAGCGUGUGAUGCUUGACACGAUUGUUGAAAAAUGAAAAUGAUAAAACUACAUAAGCGGCAUCAAUUGAAUCAAUCAACUGCACAGUAUCUG
This is a messenger RNA of Oryza brachyantha (malo sina), 748 nucleotides long. Its product is annotated as thioredoxin-like protein YLS8. Gene Ontology annotation, cellular component: U5 snRNP; U4/U6 x U5 tri-snRNP complex; spliceosomal complex. The record is from RefSeq and is a predicted model, not a curated record. Gene Ontology annotation, biological process: mRNA splicing, via spliceosome. The transcript has 2 exons. The coding region runs from base 122 to 550 and encodes 142 amino acids. NCBI's taxonomy places the organism in Eukaryota, Viridiplantae, Streptophyta, Magnoliopsida, Poales, Poaceae.